AUGGAGUCUGCGACGUCGCGGUGCUGCCUGCUACUGUGUCUGCUGCUCUCUUCUGCAGCAGAGCUGUCGCCGGACCCCUCUGUCCCGGAGGAUGUGCACCUACAGCUCCAGCAGCCCGACGACACAGACAUGUUCCACUGUGGAUGUGACACAGAUGAACAUACAGCUCAGAGUUCAUCCAACGACACGCCUGCCCCCGACCGGCCGCUCUGUCCGCCCUGCUCCGCACCAGUGACCCCUGAAGACGAGGAGGCGGCUGACGGAGGGAGCGAGGAAGAAACACACACAGGCGAAUCAAGUCAGAAUGAAGCGAAUGAAGAAGAGACAGCGUUGGAUGAUGAACACAAUGAGGCCCCUCUGGAGGACGGAGUGACGGAGGAUGAAGUGAUGGAGAAAGAAGUGAUGGAGGAAGAAGUGAUGGAGGACGAAGCGACGGAUGAAGACCUAGAGGACAGCUCCUUAUUAAAUGAUGAAGAAGACGAAUUUGUGACAUUCCCUGAAGAAGAUGUUGAAGAAGAGACAGAGGAGCAAGUCAACGCAGAGGCAGAGAUAACAAAUGAAGAAGAGGAUUGUCAAGAUUCAGCUGUCACUGAUGAGGACGAGGAGCCAGCGGAGGAAGAGGAAGUUCACGGUGAUGAAGAAGAGCCGACCGAGGACACGAACACAGAGCUGGGAGAUACUGAGGCUGAAGAGGAGCCUGAGGAAGAGAGCGAUGUGGAGGAAUUCACUGAUUCAACAGAGGAAGAGGCAGGAGCAGAUAUAGAAAACUUACAAGACGAGUCCAGUGAUGAGGUUUUCAUUGCAGACGGAGAACAAGGUGAGGUGGAGGUUGUCGGAGAUGCAACAGAGCAAGACGAAGGAGAAGAUUUUAUUGAUGAGGAGAUAACGAGUGAGGAAGAGGAAACUCAAAUACAAAAAGACACAGACAUUGAGGUUGUUGCAGAGGAGGCGGAGGCUGUGGAAGGUGGGGAAGAACAAAACGAGGAGGAAGUAGCGGAGGAGGAAGUAGCGGAGGAGGAAGUAGCGGAGGAGGAAGUAGCGGAGGAGGACCAGGAAGAGCCAACAGAAAUAACCGAAGAGGAAGCCAUUGCACCAACAGAAGAGGCAAAAGCUGAGGAAGUAUUUAAUGAAGGACAGGCUGAAAUCGAAACUGAAGAGGAAAGUGAAGCCGAUGAGGCCUCUACUGAUUCUGUUGCUGCUUUAGAAAAUGCUAACGAAGAGAGCUCUGACACAGAGGAACAGAUGCCCCAGGAAGAGAGCACUGUUGAAGAAGGAGCUACUGAGGAGGUAGCCAUUCUUGAAUCUGAGCCAACUGUUGAUUCUCCUGCAUUAGAUGACCAAUCGACUGAAAGAGAAGACGAGAUCCAGCCUGAGCUUGAAUCUGCCAGUCCAGAGGCAGAACCAGAGCCUGUGGUUGAGGUCACCACAGACUCCCAACAUGAGGAAACCAUUGCAGACGCUAUUGUUGAGGAAGUGAUUGAAGAAAAGCCGGCACAGCCUAAAGCAAAAGGUAGUACCAAACCAGCAGGUCCAGUAAUGAGGGACAGAACCCACAUCGAGGAGACACUGCACCUGAGUACUGCUGAACUGUCCUCUGAGUUCACAGCUGCUCAGAAGAAAUUGCUGGACAUCUACCACAACGCCAUCAAGCCAAUGGAGGACGCUUUUAAGUACAAUGAGCUCAGGCAAUAUGAAGUUACAGAUGGUGAAAUUACCUCGAAACCCAUGAUUCUAUUCCUGGGACCAUGGAGUGUGGGAAAAUCCUCAAUGAUCAACUACCUGCUUGGUCUCCAUGGCACCUCCCAGGAGCUCUAUACAGGAGCUGAGCCGACCACAUCAGAGUACACAGUGAUCAUGCACGGGGAAAAGUUCCGCAGUGUUGAGGGGAUAGUGAUGGCUGCAGACAGCUCCCGGGCCUUCUCACCUCUGGAGAAGUUUGGACAGGGCUUUUUGGAACGACUGGUGGGAAUCGAGAUGCCCCACAAGCUUCUGGAACGGGUCACUCUGGUGGACACUCCGGGAAUCAUUGAAAACCGGAAACAGCAAGAGAGAGGUUAUCCUUACAAUGAGGUGUGCCAGUGGUUCAUAGACCGUGCCGACCUGAUCUUCCUGGUCUUUGACCCCACAAAGCUGGACGUGGGCGGAGAGCUGGAGAUGCUCUUCAGGCAGAUGAAGGGCAGAGAGUCCCAGCUGAGACUGAUUCUGAACAAGGCCGACACUGUGUCCACCCAGGACCUGAUGAGGGUCUACGGGGCUCUGUUCUGGAGCAUGGCGCCUCUGGUCAAUGUGACUGAACCUCCACGGGUCUACGUCAGCUCCUUCUGGCCCCUGGACUACACCGGAGACACCAGUCGAGAGCUGUUCAUGAAGGAGGAGAUCUCGCUACUGGACGACCUCAAUCAGGUAAUUGAAAAUCAGCUGGAAAACAAAAUUGCCUUCAUCCGUCAACAUGGGAUCAGAGUACGAAUCCAUGCUCUGCUUGUGGACCGCUACCUCCAGACCUACUAUGACAAACUGGGCUGGUUCAGUGACCCGUAUGAGGUUUUACAUGACAUUGUCAGUGAUCCUGACAAAUAUUACAUUUUCAAGUCUAUUUUGGCCAAAACCAAUAUCAGUAAGUUUGACUUGCCUGAUAAGGAGGCCUACGAGGACUUCUUUGGUGUAAACCCAGUAGCCAACUUCAAGCAGCUGACAUACCACUGCAGCUGGAGUGGAGGGUGUCUUCUGGACAAACUGGAGAAGGCCAUCUGCCAGGAUCUUCCAGCUCUGCUCAGCAGCGUGAAUACCACCCCUGAUUCCCCAUCUCCCCCAAAGAACACCCCACCACCGCCACCUUUCCCCGGGACGUGUGAUGGACCCAGCUGUGAAGAGAAGCCUAAGAACAAGUGGAGAAGACCUUGA
Knipowitschia caucasica is the source of this 2901-nucleotide messenger RNA. NCBI's taxonomy places the organism in Eukaryota, Metazoa, Chordata, Actinopteri, Gobiiformes, Gobiidae. The record is from the annotation of a GenBank genome assembly.